Molecule: messenger RNA, 2753 nt
Organism: Procambarus clarkii (red swamp crayfish)
Lineage: Eukaryota; Metazoa; Arthropoda; Malacostraca; Decapoda; Cambaridae
Product: crustacean calcium-binding protein 23
Molecular function (GO): calcium ion binding
Source: RefSeq, a predicted model, not a curated record
UCAGUCACCCGGCAGCUGACACUGAGGGUGGUUGUGCGCUCCUGUCCUCUACAACCCUCUAGCCUCUCUUGCUUUUAGAUUUCACCUCCCUGCAAUUUCUACUGCCUUGAUUCCGUUCACUUAGGAAUCAGAUUCCAUCCUAAAAGCCGUCCAGAAUAAAAGGGAAAAAAUCCAGCCUGGAAAGCAAAACUUUUUAAAAGUUGAAGCAAUUUUACAUAAGCAACGGUAUGGCGAACCGGCCGAGGACAGCCUCCACCAGGAAUGAGGAGGAUAUGAUGGCUAUCGCCCGUAGGAAGAUCUCCCAGACCACCGACCCUGUGGAGAAGCUGCGACUGCUCUGCCUGAGUCGGGGCGCUGCCGGCAUCAUGGGCAUGGGGAAGGUGUUCCGCAGGAUGGACGACGACGGCUCCCACAGCCUCAACCUGGAGGAGUUCACCAAGGGCAUCAGGGAGACGGGUCUUAAGCUCACCGACGAGGACACCGAAAAGCUUUUCCAGGCUUUUGACAAGGAUGACGAAGGGACUAUAAAUUAUGAGGAAUUCCUUGUAGCUAUAAGGCCCAAAAUGAAUGACAGGAGAAAGAAGCUAGUAGAUAUGGCUUUUGACAAGCUAGACAAGACAGAUGAUGGUGUAGUGACUCUUGACGAUCUGAAGGGAGUAUAUUCUGUUCAGAAGCAUCCCAAGUAUCAGUCUGGAGAGAUGACAGAAGAUCAGAUUCUCAAUACUGUAAUAAAGAAGUUUGAGAAUAAUACGUCUGUUGAUGGCAAGAUAACAAUGGAUGAAUUUUACGACUAUUACGCUGGAGUUAGUGCUUCUAUUGACCAAGAUGCCUAUUUUGACCUUAUGAUGCGUAAUGCAUGGGGUAUCAAAUAAAUUAUGUUUCUAAUCAAUUUAUCCGUGCCCGCACAAUAUAGCAGGAUUGUAGGUUAAGUGGAGCGUGAAUAAUAAUGUUUUAUUUUUGCUUUACAUAAAUAAAGUAUCAUUGCAGUCUGAAAUUCAGAUAUGUAUAAUUAAGUUAUAUCUGUUAUUAAAUAUGAAUAUUUUCUCAUUUAUAAUUUAUUUACGUUGUGUUUUCUGGAUAGUGAUAAUUGUAUACUUCGCUCUGCUAACUCCAUAAAUUGUAUCCCUUCGAAGGAGAAAUAUUUAGUUCUUAAGUUUGCACUAGAAACAACUUCUGUGUUAUUUUUUCAAUUUCUUUUUCAGUGUUUGACAGACAGUUGACACGUUACGAUUUAUUUUUUCUAAGAUCAACUUUAAUUUAUCAGGAUUGAACACUGAUAUUUGCUUUAUUUUGGCCAAACUCUUAUAGAGGAAUGUGUUAUUAUUUAAAGCAUUACAUUACUUUUUUUAUUUAUAAUUUUGUGUUUUCAAAUUUCAAGUUGUUUCUAUAAGGAAUUCCAACAGUGUAAACUAAAAUAAACAAAACAUGCUACACUCUUUGAUGUUCUGUUGUGGAAUUUAAUUUGCUGUAAAAACCAUAUUAGGUGCUAUUUUAUCCUGCCAUAUUAUUUCCUGUUUGAUUGUAUUAUACUUAAAGCAAAAUGCAGACAUAAUACAAUCAGAAUACUCUACACAGUAUUGUAGAGUACUUUAUUAUGUACUUAUUCACAAGUGCUUUAUGCCUGGAUGAUAAAAACAGACAAAAAUGAUCUUAAAACUUUAUGUGCAGUACUUAAAGUAGCCCAUUGUACUGCUUUAUAGUUUUUACUGUAAUAUGUAACAUGAAAUAAAUUGGAGGAAUUAUUUUUUCAACAUUUAGAAAGUGUUGAAAGGAUUUGAUGCUUUCAGUAGUACGAACAUUUUGUAUUUUCACAUAUUGUACAUCUUAAGCUACAAAAUGUUUAUCCUAUUCAACACUAGUCAUUAAUUUAAGCAUUAAAGAGCCAUUACUAUUUUGUUAAGUGACACAUUCCCUGUUGAUUAUUUAAUACUACUGAUAGAAUAAUACCAAUACAGUAUUUUGUGGAACUCGUGCCCAGUUUAUUAUUAAUAAGAAUCAAGCAAGUAACUUUUGCUAGAUUCUUAUAUAUAUAUAUAUGUGAAAAUAUCACCGAUUUUUAAUUUGAAUUUUCUAUAUAUAUUUCUGGCCUAUGUGACUGAUAUAGUAAUAUGUUAUUUAACAUUUAAGUCACCAAGAGGUGUACCCUGCUUCCUGGUGUAUAUACACUCCAGUCCUAGUCUUUGUUCAGGGGUCAAGUAUAAUUGCUGGUUGAUCAGUAAGCUCUUAUGGUGGCCUUAAUAACCUCCUGUGGUUGAUAGGCCAAAAUCAAACCAAUUUAUGCCAUAAAUACUGUUGACGUGUUUUCUCUACUUGCUUCAUUCAGAUUAUAAUUUUUGUUGUUAAUACGGCUACAGUUUGUUAUUGUGAACCUCUAUAUUCUCUUUAUGUGAACCUCUGAAUAUUCAAUAUAAAGACUUCAACAUCAUUGUACUUAUUUGUUAAACAAUUGUUUGAGAAUUAUUACAUCUAAGCUAAUAGCUAUACAGGUAUUAAUGUCAUCAAGGUACUUCAAAUCCAUUUAAUUUCACCAGUGCAACUUUACAUAUAUAUUUUGAACUGAGAAAAAUUAUAACAUGGAAAUGCAGUUCAUAAAUUUUACUAAAACAUCAUCAUUAAUAUAUAGCCAUUGAUGAAUAAAUAAUAAACAUAUUGCAUCUGUGUUCCCAGAAGCAUGUUCUUCAAAUGCCGUUCCAAAAGUCUCCAUCCUUUGCUGUCUGUCCAGACUUUGUUAGCAAUAAACAUUAGCAACAAAA